Patiria miniata (bat star) is the source of this 5988-nucleotide messenger RNA. It is a transcript of the gene hira, whose product is annotated as protein HIRA-like. The transcript has 27 exons. Gene Ontology annotation, molecular function: nucleosome binding; protein binding. Gene Ontology annotation, cellular component: nucleus; HIR complex. The record is from RefSeq and is a predicted model, not a curated record. Gene Ontology annotation, biological process: regulation of DNA-templated transcription; DNA-templated transcription; chromatin remodeling. Bases 112 to 3267 code for a protein of 1051 amino acids. NCBI's taxonomy places the organism in Eukaryota, Metazoa, Echinodermata, Asteroidea, Valvatida, Asterinidae.
AAUAUUGACAAAAAAAUGACAAGCAUUCAAACGAAGAUGGCGGCUCUCACAUGUUGAUGACAAACAAUUUAUGGUUCUUCGUACUAAAACACAUCUUUUUACCAGGUCAACAUGAAACUCCUCAAACCAACGUGGGUAAAUCAUGAUGACAAACCCGUUUUUGGUAUUGACAUUCAUCCUGAUGGAUCACGAUUUGCCACGGGUGGACAAGGGGAAGAUUCUGGGCGAGUCAUCAUUUGGAACAUGGCCCCUGUCCGCAAGGAAGAAGAUGAAAAGAAUGAGAAUGUUCCUAAGAUUCUCUGUGAGAUGGACAACCAUCUGGCAUGUGUGAACUGUGUACGGUGGUCCAACAAUGGAUAUUACUUGGCGUCUGGUGCUGAUGAUAGGCUGGUCAUGGUGUGGCAGAUGAUCAGCUAUGGCGGCACAUCCAGAGCCUUUGGGUCAGGCAAGAGCAACAUUGAACAGUGGAAAUGCGCUCACACUCUAAGGUCACACACAGGAGACGUUCUGGAUCUUGCCUGGUCCCCUGACGAUGCUUGGCUGGCGUCCUGCAGCAUCGACAACAGCAUUGUCAUAUGGAACGCACUCAAGUUCCCAGAGAUCAUAUCAGUACUGAAUGGACACUCAGGGUUGGUCAAAGGAGUCACAUGGGACCCAGUUGGGAAGUACGUUGCCACACAGUCUGACGAUAAAAGUCUUCGAAUUUGGAGAACCAUGGACUGGAAAGAGGAAACGUCAAUCUUCAAGCCGUUUGAAGAGUGUGGUGGCACAACACAUGUCCUCAGGCUUAGCUGGUCCCCCGACGGCGCUUACGUUGUAUCUGCCCAUGCGAUGAAUAACAGGGGACCAACCGCACAAAUCAUCGAUCGUGAUGGCUGGAAAGCUAACAUGGAUUUCGUUGGGCACAGGAAAGCGGUCACGUGUGUCAGAUUUAAUUCCAACAUCUUUACGAGGCAAAUAAAAAGGGGAAAUCACACAAAGCAUCAGCCAUAUACGUGUUGUGCCAUCGGAAGCAGGGAUAGAACUGUAUCAAUAUGGUUAACGGCAUUGAAGCGCCCUCUAGUGGUGGUCCAUGACAUCUUCAACAACUCCAUAAUGGACCUUGCAUGGAGCUCAGCAGGAGAUGAGUUAAUGGCCUGCUCAGUAGAUGGCACCGUCUGUUACUUCCAGUUUAACUGUGAGGAAGUUGGCAAACAGCUCACCAACGACGAAAAGGUCAACCUCCAUGAGAAGGUCUAUGGUAAGAGCAUCUUGUCCUCUGGCUCAGCCAAUCUUGCCAACCGCAUCAUUGAGAAUCCAGAGAUGCUGAAACUACAACAGCAACAACGUGAACUGAGAGAGAAACAGGCGUCCAAGCUCAAGAUGAGGGCCACGCCCACUAAGCCUGUCGUCCAGACACCUCUCAUAGAGGGACAGCCAUUGGAUGUGAAGAGCCAACAGAUUGAGACGAGAACUCCUGAUGGUAGACGGAGGAUCACACCGCUGUAUAUCGCUCCUCAGCAGGCCAGCUUUGGCAUUGCCCCUAAGCCAUUCCCUAGCGCCAGUCAAAGCGUAUUCACCAGCCCUGCAUCAACCAAUCAGCAAGCUCAGCCAAGCAGUAAUGUAUUCACUGAAGGUCAGAGUAAGGUCACGGUCAAAACAGAGGUCGUGGACGGGGUCACCAGCAUCGACAACAGUACCGCGCCCAUUUCAGCCCUGGACAGUCGCUUCACCCAGAAACCAGCCAGCGAAACCAAGCAGCAGGAGAAGACCAAACCGCCCAGUGACAGCCAGCCUACAGGCCAGGUCAAGCUAGCCAGCGAUGUCAGCCAGAAACCAACCAGUGUGAUGGUAGAGAAGACAGUGCCAGGUGCUGAGGGUGGUGCUGCAGCCCAGCCGGUGGUGACUAACAUUGCAGCAAUGGCCUCAGCUGCUGCUGCUGCUGCAUGUGCUGAAGCUGCGUUAGCUGCUGCAUCGACAGACCCCACUGCCUCGGUUUCUACCCCUCCUCGUGGCAGCCUCUCUGUCACUCCCAAGAGGAAAGACAUAGCCUUGGAUAAACCAGUCAUGAAGAGAGCAAGAAGAGAGUACAGGACGCAGGGUAGAAUUGCUGCUGCAGCCGCAGUUGCUGCUGCUGCUGCUGCAGCGGCUGCGGCUAAUACAACACCAAGUACUACAACAGCAACAGCAGGCACUGCUGCUGUGAGUGAUGGCGUGAUCCGUGCACCUAAGCCACCCCUCAAGAUUCCCGUACCAUCAACUCCCAAGAAUUGCGAAUUCAUAAUACCUCAGCCGAGCGGCUCCAACGAACAGGAAGUUGUUGUAGAAUUGGAAAACAAUGUCACUGUCAGUGGAACCACUGUACAUAGACUCCGAGGCAGCAGGGACAAUGAGACUGUAUGGGAGUCCAUACUAACCAGUAGAGGAAUCCUCAUCACAGGAAACAGCUUGGUCGUGUGCGUGAGCUGCGAGAACCAAACGCUCAACAUGUUCACCUGCGGAGGUCGCAGGUUAAUUCCAGCCUGUAUGCUGCCCUCUAUAGUCAGUAUACUGCAAUGUAGUAGCCGAUACGCAAUGGCUAUAACAUCACUUGGAAUGCUGUAUGUUUGGGACUUGAAGAGACUGAAAGCCAUUAUCAGGAAAGAAUCAUUGCUGCCAAUCAUGAAAGGCGGUGAUGUGACCAUCACCAACUCACUGGUAACCGAGCAUGGGGUACCAGCCGUGUCACUGUCCAAUGGCAGGUCAUAUAGCUACAGCUCAUCCAUGUCAUGUUGGAUGUUACUAAGCCAGCAAGGAGACUGCUUAAGUCAGUGCUCGGACCAUCAUUCAUGUCAGCCAUCCCAGGAUGCAUUGCAGGGCUCUGGACCCCUGACCACACUCCAUGGCCAGUCAUUGAGGGCCGGCAGGCAAUCGCGAGGCAUGUUCCAUUCCAAUCACAGCUUGAAGCUAUCCUCAACUAUGAGCUACCUAGAGAAUCAACUUUCAGCAGCCCAAGCACUCAAAUCAGCUCAGGAAUAUCGCUUCUGGCUUCUGACCUACGUGAGAUAUCUAGUACAAGAAGAGCAAGAAGCGAGGUUGCGUGAUAUCUGCAGUGAGCUGCUUGGACCGUUCUAUCGGGAAGAUGUAAAAGAAUCGUUAUGGCAACCCAUGGAAACGGGUUUGUCUAAGCAUGAUCUUCUGGAAGAAAUCCUGCCCAUCAUUGGUUCCAAUCUCAAGAUGCAGAGAUUGUACACGGAGUACAAGGAAGAACUGAAAAUCCUCAAAGAGAAGACGUCUUGGCUUGAUUAAAAGAUUCAUCAUUGGUAAUGGAUGAAAGUAUGAGAUAUGUUCUUCCAAAAUCAGGCAGAACAGGGUGUAAGACAUAUAAGAAACAUUGCCAGAAAUGACCUGUAACCUAUGUUUUGGGUUUUCAUCAUUUUCAGAACAUAACCUCUGUCCAGAAACAUUGUGAGAAUAAAAUAUUGCAUUUCUGAAGAAAAAGCAAACUGUUAAAAAGAAAAAUGAGUCUUGAAGAUGUGAACUUAUUCAGAAUGUUUGAAAUGGAAAAAUAGAUCUAAAUUCACAACAAAAAUUGAAAUAAAAAGAACGAAAACAAAACAAUGGUAAGAUCUUGUGGGGAAGUCAAGAAAGUUAUGUCCAAUUUUCCCCUAGAAUUUUCCGAAAUGACAUGCUAUUUUUGCCCUCACCGCAUGUGUUGUAUGCAACAUGUUUCAACUGAAAUUAAAAUUUCAAAUCACCAAAAGACAAAAUGAAAAAAAAUUUAAACACAAGGCUGAGGACUUGGAUGAAAGAAACUCUUAGUUCCGGCAUCCUUUCAAUCUGGAAAUUGGCAGUCUAAGCAGCAGACUGAUUCCUCAUCAUCAUGUGCUCACUGCAAAUAAAACACAAUAACUGCAAAUCUGUGAAGUGAAAUCACGCUUUAUUCUUUGCUGCUCCUGCUUCUGUUUGUGUCUAUCUGAGUUCAGAUCACACCACAAAAUGUGGUAUGUGGUUAAUAGGCGAGCAACAUUCAACAAACUGAGGAAAAUGACGAGAGGCCAUUGUUGUGUGAUAUACCAACAGGUGUACAGACUUUCCAUCUGAUCAACUGUGUCUACUCCUUCCUUUGUAGAAUUGUAGUAGUGGACGAUUUCAGGCAUUCCAUUCUCUUUGUUCACUUUCUUGUUGUGGUGCAUAGAUGAGACAAGUACUACACUCAAGUGUUUCUUUGGAAUGAACAAAACCAGUGCCAAUGGUCCAUUGAAGAUGGAGAGGAUUUCAUGUCUCAGUUUUUCAUGUUUCAUGGCUUCAGUUCAUCUGGAACUUCCCUUCGAUUGCCUUUUAUUAUCCCCCAAAGGUCAAGUCCUUGGCCUACAAAUCUGUAACAAGAGCUGUACUGCUGGAAUGACUAAAACUAGCGUCAUUGGUCCAUUGAAGAUGAAGAUGGACAAUUUCACGCCUCGGUUUUUCACGUUUCAUGGCCUCAGUUCAUCUAGAACUUCCCUUUGGUUGCGUUUUAUUGUCCCAAAAGGGUCAAGUCCUUGGCCAACAUAUCUGUCGCGAGAGCUGCACUCGUGAAGAAAUUGUCAGUGGUGACUUUGGCCGGAUUUGUAGACAGGUUUUACAAGUUUGUUGAGGACAUUGGAACCAAGAUUUUUCUGCUGCCCCUCUUUCCCCUUGCCAAGAUAUGGCGACAUGUUUGUGACAGAGUGUGGUUUGCAUCUGCAGAUAGCCAACUUUUAGGCCAUAUUUGGUGGGGUCCUUUGGCACAUACUGUCAGAAUGGACAUUGUCCACAAAAUGCAACUAAGUAAUGUAUUUAUUUUUUCCUACCCAAGAAUCCCAACUUUAAACACUAUAAUUUCCGGAUAAAAAACAGUAUAUGAACCCAUCCAUGAAUAUUUCAAAUUCUUCCAUAAACUUGGUACAAUCAUGUGCAGUUUUGAUCGUUACAGAGAUUGUGAAAGAAGUGCUUCCAUUUUAGGAAAUCUGAAAUAAUAAAGAAUUGUCCUGCGUGGAUUCUUUGGAGGGUCCAUUUAUCCAAAUGACAAAAUUCAAUGAGUUAUCGAAUGGCUUGUUUGUGGUUUGUGUUUAAUAAAUGCUCAUGAGUCUGUGUUUACAGUCAAAAUAUUAUCAUUCAUUAUUGCUUUAUAGUCAGUUCAGAUAUAACCUCCCAUUUCUACCUAAGCGCAGUCUGUGAUGCAUACACAUCUAAUGAUCACAAAAUUAAAUUGUGCUUUACCUUCAUUGAUUAUUUCUUUUGCAAGUUUGCUUUACUGUUUUUGACCUAGUUACAGUUGUGCUUAUGGAACCAUCCUCGGGGGUUAUUUCUCCGUGAACAUUCAUCUGUAUUCACAUGUCUGAAUAUCUGUUCAAUAUUACAUCACUUUAUAGCACCACUCGGGUUCAUAGUCUUGACUCAAAUUCUCCUGACACAAGUUACAGACGCUUAGGCCUCGUCUCAAUAUCUUGUCCAGAGUGUGCCUCUAAUAGAGCACCACAGAGAUGCUGUAGUCACAGCGAUCAUGGGAAAACAGUUGACAAAAUGCGCUAAAUGGUAUUCCUUGUGAGCAAGAGCAUAGCAAUUUUUACAUUUUUGCAAGGAACAUGUGACUGAAAUUGACCUCUUUUUGGUGUACAUAACGAGUUUAUUUUUGAGACUUCCAACAGCAUAAUGUGUUUGAUAAACCGCAGAAUGCUAGGAUAGUAUAUGAACAAUGUUGACUGUAAUUUUGAAAAGUGAAAUCUCAGAAUCAAGUACUUGGUAGUGCACUCUAUUGUUAGUAACUCCUAUUACAACUUCAGGCCAUGCUCUUUCUGUUUCUCGUGGUGCCAAAUUAAUUCAACCCCAACAUAGUUUUUGGUCAAGAGGUGAUCUGUAGGAAAAUCAAAAUCCCCCCCCCCCCCCUAAAAAUUAGGUACUCGCUAUUUUGUUCAAUGCAAGAACAAUGUUAGCCUGACUUUGCCAAAACUGAUCACAAUUUAUCCUAACAAGGCUUGCAGAAAUUUGUCAAUAGGUUUUCUAUUUUGC